AACUCUUCCUUUCCUUUAUUUUCCCAACAUUUUUUCUACUGAUCUCUUCUCAAAAAUGUUCUUCUCUAUUCUUCACAUAGACAAGAAGGAAGUUUCUCCGGUCACUGCAUCGAUCAAUCUUAAAACAUGGCGGAUGGAUAUGUCAAUGAGAUUAUCAAGGGUCAUUUUGUGGCGACUCGUCAAGCUAGUGAGCAAUCGCGUGGUCCUGUUCUUGUACAGUCUCCAUCUGAAGCUCCGUUAGAGAAGAAAAUGACUAGUUUUAUGGUGGAUUUUUUCAUGGGAGGAGUUUCUGCUGCUGUGUCUAAGACGGCUGCUGCUCCGAUUGAGAGAGUCAAGCUUUUGAUUCAGAAUCAGGAUGAGAUGAUCAAAUCCGGUAGACUCUCAGAACCGUACAAAGGGAUUACCGAUUGCUUUACAAGAACUAUCAAGGAUGAAGGUGUCCUUUCUCUAUGGAGAGGCAAUUCUGCAAAUGUCAUCAGAUAUUUCCCAACACAGGCUUUGAAUUUUGCUUUUAGAGACCACUUUAAGAGAAUGUUUAAUUUCAAUAAAGAAAGGGAUGGCUACUGGAAGUGGUUUGGAGGAAAUUUAGCAUCCGGUGGUGCUGCUGGUGCUUCAACCCUUUUGUUCGUGUACUCGCUGGACUAUGCCAGAACGCGGCUCACUAAUGAUGCUAAGGCUGCGAAAAAGGGUGGUGAGAGGCAGUUUAAUAGUUUGCUCGAUGUUUACCGGAAAACUAUCAAAUCUGAUGGUAUUCCUGGUCUCUACCGGGGCUUCACCAUCUCGUGUGUGGGAAUAGUUGUUUACCGUGGUUUGUACUUUGGAGUAUACGAUUCGCUUAAACCUGUGGUUCUGGUUGGUAACUUGCAGGAUAGUUUCUUUGCAAGUUUUUUGCUCGGAUGGGGCAUUACUAUCGGUGCUGGUUUAACGUCUUACCCGAUUGAUACGGUGCGUAGAAGAAUGAUGAUGACUUCAGGAGAAGCAGUCAAGUACAAGGGUUCAUUAGAUGCAUUUUCUCAGAUAAUGAAGAAAGAAGGAACCAAGUCGCUCUUCAAAGGCGCUGGAGCUAAUAUCCUUCGUGCUGUUGCUGGUGCCGGUGUUCUAGCCGGGUAUGAUAAACUGCAGCUCAUUUUCUUCGGAACGAAAUAUGGAUCUGGUGGUGGUAGAUAUAUCGAGUGAUAAUGACAAAGAUGAUCGUUGUGGUUGUGUAGAUUAGUUUUGUUUGUCCAAGUCUAACUUUUGAGUUGAGAGUCUAUCGGAAUUUGGAAACAGCUUUUCUACGGAUCAGACUCCACUUUUGAGAUUAUACUGAAUAUGUUGUUGUUGUUGAGUUUGACUUUUGCAUAAUUUCAAACGAUCCAUGUUAUUAGUAAUAUAGUGUAUAGAGAUCCUCAGUGGUUUAUGGAUAGAGAUCACCUUGUAAGCUUAUACAAGAUUGUGUACACAUUCCUGGUUGCUUUGCA
Solanum tuberosum (potato) is the source of this 1460-nucleotide messenger RNA. RefSeq names its product ADP,ATP carrier protein 1, mitochondrial-like. Bases 127 to 1176 code for a protein of 349 amino acids. Gene Ontology annotation, cellular component: mitochondrial inner membrane. The record is from RefSeq and is a predicted model, not a curated record. The transcript is spliced from 4 exons. Gene Ontology annotation, biological process: mitochondrial ADP transmembrane transport; mitochondrial ATP transmembrane transport. Gene Ontology annotation, molecular function: ATP:ADP antiporter activity. Lineage: Eukaryota; Viridiplantae; Streptophyta; Magnoliopsida; Solanales; Solanaceae.